CAUUUAGCUGCAUAUUCUUCCAUUUUUAGUUCAUUUUUAAACGAAAAACACCAUCAAAACCUCAAAUUUCAACCCGGUGUAGUGACUAACAUGUCUGCUGUUGUCAAACCUAUGAGAUUCGCUCAUAGUGAAGGACAUACUGAUGUUUGCUACGACCAAACUGGACAGCAUUUGUUGACUUGUGGUUCUGAUGGAGACAUUCGUAUCUAUAACGGCUUUGAUGAUAGUGACCCUGUAUCUAUACAAGCUGGGGAGAAUGUCACAAUGGUUGCAGUAAAGGAUAACAGAAUAUUUGCCACACCAGAUAAUUUUGCUGUGCAAGCCUUCACUUUCCCUGAGGGUUCACCUGAUGGUAUUUUGACCAGAUUUCCUUCUACUGUCAAUCAUAUGUGUGUCAAUCAAGCUGGGACUCUUCUCGCUGCUGGCUCCAGUGACUUCUCCAUCAAAGUUGUCACCCUAGAAGAUAACAGUCAAAAGUCAUUCAAAGGUCAUGCAGCACCUGUACUGGCAGUCGCGCUGGAUCCUCAGGACAUGUACCUGGCUUCAUCUAGCUGUGAUGGUACUGUCAAGAUAUGGAAAAUGGAAAACCAAGCUGUUGUAAAGACUAUGAAUAUUUUGCCCAAGGUCAAUGAUACCAGUGCGUUCAAAACAUGUAGAAUUGGCUGGCAGCCAGGAAAUGGAAAGUACAUUGCUGUUCCUGUUGAGAAAGAAAUCCAGAUAUAUGAAAGAGACAGUUGGAAUUUGUCUUUCACUUUGAACAAAGAAGGUCACACUGAGAUUGUGUCUAUGGUGAGUUGGUCACCCUGUGGUUCUUAUUUAGCAAGUACUAGUUUAGAUGGUCAAAUUAUGAUAUGGAGUAUUACAACACAAACAGUUCUGGAAAGAGUUCAACAUGAAAACAAGUUUCCAAUCACUGGUAUUGCCUGGAAUCCUUCAGGUACUAAAGAAAUUGCUUACACGGACAACCAGGGACAGUUUGGUAUAAUUGAGAAUAUUUCUACCAAGUCUACAGUAACAAAGCCUUCAGGAUCAGAGGGUACUGUGAAGGCCAGUGGUGAGAAUGGUUACAUGGAUGAUGCCAUGAUGGCUACAGCAGUGGCAGAUUAUGAAAGUGAUAAUGACUCAUUAGUAGCAACUAAAAGACGCCGUGUUAAACAAAACUUGAUAGAUGAUGAGGCUGAAGAUGAUGAUGAUGAUGAAGAUGAUGAAUUCAAAGAAAUUAGAAAAUUAAAGGCUCAGUUGGCUGCUCCGUUGGACUUUGAUGACGCUAGUAAUGAUGUUAAUGCUGAUACUGCCAGUGAAGUCUCUGUAAAAAAGCCUGCAGUAGUCCAUGUACCUGUUCUCCCUUCACUACAGCAACCAUUCCAACCAGCCUCCACUCCUUCUCAUUUGAUGCAUCGCUUUAUGGUGUGGAACUCAGUGGGUAUAGUAAGAUGUCACACAGAGGAAGAUGACCUAUCAACCAUUGAGGUUGAGUUCCAUGAUGCAAGUACUCACCAUCCCUUACAUCUCACUAAUCAUCUUAACCACACCAUGGCUGCGUUGUCUUCUAGUGCUGUACUACUGGCAUGCAAAUCACAAGAUGAUAUGAAAAGUAAACUUGUCUGUCUCCACUUUGGAAGUUGGGACAGUUCAAAGGAAUGGGUUGUUGAUCUUCCAAGUAAAGAAGAGAUAGAGGUAAUUGCUGUGGGACAAAACUGGGCAGCGGUGGCCACUAACAAGUUCCAUAUUCGUAUCUUCACACUGACGGGUGUCCAGCUGUCCCUUAUUAGUGUCCCUGGUCCAGUGGUUUCAAUGUCAGGUCACAACAGCCAGCUUAUUGUAGCCUAUCAUGCUGGGAACCCUUUACCCAAUGAACAAUCUCUUGGAUUCAAGCUUUUUGACUUGAGCACUCAACAGCAGAUUGUUGCAGAUCAAAGAAUACCUCUCAGUAGGAAAGCAACUUUAAGCUGGAUUGGGUUUUCUGAUGAAGGAACACCAGUAGUAGUAGAUUCAGUGGGUAUUGUCAGGUUUCUCAACCGCUCAUUUGGUUGUACUUGGACCCCAGUCUUGGAUACCAAGAGUCAGUUAAAGAACAAGUCUGAUAAUUAUUGGGUGGUUGGACUGGAAGAGAGAGCUAGACAAAUAAGGUGCAUAUUGUGCAAAGGAUCCUCGUUUCCCCCUACGUUGCCACGCCCUAUCCAGGCUGUGUUACCCCUUCAGCUUCCCCUUUGUGAAAUGUCAACAGACAAGGGCGAGAAAGAGGAAAAUUGGAUGAAGUCCAAGUUGAUGUCUUACAGCUACAAGCACUGCGCAGAGAAUGGAUUUGAGUUUGAUGAGGAAGAAGCCCAACAAGCAGAAACCUACCAGAUACAAACACUCAUGAAAAUGUUCGCUCUGGCUUGCAAAAGUGAUCGAGAGUUUCGUGCCUUCGAUAUCUGUGAACUUCUUCCAAACCAACGCUCAGUUAGCCUUGCUAUCAAAUAUGCUGCUGGCAUCCGAAAAAUGAACCUGGCUGAGCGUUUGAACGAAUUAGCUCGACGUAAAGCCGAAGAGGAGGAAGAAGCACUAGAAAAUGAAUUCGAUACCCAGUAUGAGAUGCAGCAACAUGAUUGGAGAAGCGCACCAAGGAGCCUUCCAAAGAAGGCUACUAAACCAAGAGUAAGGGAGCAAAGAGAAGAAGAUGAGGACGAAAUGGAAGACGAAAAUGAUCAAGAUGAGUAUGCUGAGGACGAAGAUGAUGACUCCAUGACAAUCAAUGAUAAGAGAAAAUCAAGGCAUUCGAGUGCCAGUGACGAUGGAAAACCAAAUCCCCUACUACAAAAAAUAUCCAAACCAUCCAAGUCGACUAGUUCGCCCUCUCUCAGCUCAUCUCAGGGCCGUUCAAAUCCUUUCAAAGUCCUCAGCCCAAGCAAAAGAUCAAGAGGAGGAAAGAGCUUCUUAGAAAGUGUUGAACAAGAACAAAAAGCAGCAACUGAAGCCACCAAAAAUAAACAACCAUCCGUAGCUAGGAAGAAUAACAAAAAGAAAGCAACGAAAACAGCUAAGCAGAUGACCUUACUGAGCCCGACUACAAAACCAGAUGAACCUGCUGAAAAGGACGACAAAACAGAUGAAAAACCAGAUGAGAAACCAGCAAAUACUAAAAAAUCUGGUUUCACGUUUUGGCUGGAAGAGAAUCGUCCUAUUAUCGCAGAAGAAAACAAAGACGCAUCUGAUGGAGAAUUGAUUAAGCUAUCAAUGAAACGAUGGAAAAGUCUCUCUAAUGAAGAGAAGAAAACGUGGAAUGACAGAGCCUCCGGGCACGGACAAGAUUCUGAUGAUAAAAAACGAAAACGGGAAAAUACUGAAAAUGAUGAGAAUGAAAAUGUGAACGAAGCUGUUAUCACCAAAACUGCCAAGAAAAUCAAAGCUGCUGGAGAAAAUAACGUCAGUUCCAAGCUGGCAGGCUUUGCAUAUUCAAAAAGUUAAGAAAAAGCAUUUUUUWAAAUUUUGUUCUAAAUAACUACAUCGUAUAUUGUUGAUAUCAAAAUUGUCAAACAUCGAAAGUUUUUAUUUCAAUAAACAGAUAUUACAGUAAAUUAUUCAAAGAAAAAAGAACAAAGAAAGUGAUUAAACCCUUUCACAGGGAGCCCGGCUUUGGAAUUUGUACAUGAAUGAAUAAAUAAAUCAAGUGCUUUGGAAUCAGUGAUAGAUUGUGGCAAUUCUACUUUCUUGUAAAAUCCUGAAUUUAGAAUCUAAAAAUCACAAUAGAUUCAACUUUUACUGUUUUCUUUUUUACAACGUCAACAA
Molecule: messenger RNA, 3771 nt
Organism: Actinia tenebrosa (Australian red waratah sea anemone)
Lineage: Eukaryota; Metazoa; Cnidaria; Anthozoa; Actiniaria; Actiniidae
Product: WD repeat and HMG-box DNA-binding protein 1
Biological process (GO): DNA-templated DNA replication; DNA repair; mitotic cell cycle
Cellular component (GO): nuclear replication fork
Molecular function (GO): DNA binding; chromatin binding; protein binding
Source: RefSeq, a predicted model, not a curated record